Messenger RNA from Cucurbitaria berberidis CBS 394.84, 2078 nucleotides. RefSeq lists its product as uncharacterized. The record is from RefSeq and is a predicted model, not a curated record. Gene Ontology annotation, molecular function: intramolecular lyase activity. NCBI's taxonomy places the organism in Eukaryota, Fungi, Ascomycota, Dothideomycetes, Pleosporales, Cucurbitariaceae. The transcript has a single exon. The coding region runs from base 302 to 1669 and encodes 455 amino acids.
GUUGACUUUCCUCCAUGUCGACAUCAUCGUCGUCUUCGGGCGUUUCCUCUCGCCGUCUGCUUGCUCUGGGGGCCAUUUUUGGAUCGUAAGGUAAAGCAAGAGGUAGGGCUGAUAGACGCGUUGGACACGCGCCUCGGCCUUCACCCCGCUAAAGCGAGCGGCAGUACUAGUAAGAAGUGCGAAUGAUCCUUGGCGACGACAUCAUUUACUGCUGGCCAAGCUUCUCACGCCAUAGCAUCACGACCGGCAUUACCUCAAUUGUUUACAUCGGCACCAGACUGUCCUAAUUGAUGCGCCCACCAUGAUGCCUAUCCGACUUGCCGCGCGACGGCCAAUCUUCCGCUGCCUCAAUAAGCCUCUGGCGCCUCUGCGCUCCAACCCACAACUGCGACACAGCACCCGCAAUGCUAGAUCCGAUUUCGAAGCCAUACUCAAGCAAGCUGCGAAGCCCAAAGGACCGCAUCUAGAUGAAGACUUUGUCUCGGUUCACCGUGCAGAAGCGAUUCGUCGCGCCGCAGCCAUUCGAAGGCGGAACUGGCUGGCGCUGGGUGCAGCUUUGUCGAUGAUUGCCCCGAUCAUCUUGGUGAGACUGUGGGAGCUACCCCCACCGGAGGAGGAGAAGAAUGAGAAGGAGGGUCGAGGGAUAGUAGAAAGGAUCAUGGGACCGCCUACAAAGACAGACGCACCACGGAAGGCAGCAGACGAGUUUCAGGGCAAGAAGGUCGUCAUUGCUGCAGGAGACAAGGUCAUCGCUGCACCAGCUUCCUCCGAGAACCCACAGGCAUCAGAUCCAGAUGCUGUCGAGCUGGUAGAAACAGGGACAUCAUACGUACCUUACUUCCCGCGAACCAUCCGCUUACCCACCGACACCAGCGGCCCAGAACAGAUCAGCAGCGACGCAGAAUACACAUUGCUCGGCCUCGGCAUCCGAAAAGUGUCCUUCCUCAGGGUUCAGGUCUACGUCGUAGGCCUCUAUGUCAAGACGGCUGACCUAUCCACCCUCCAAAACCACCUCAUCAACACCGUGAAUCCCACCGCAUCAGCUCUCAUUCCCAACGAGAAAGAAGACCUCCGCCAGUCACUCUUCGAUGCCGAAAAGAGCAACCAGAUCUGGGAAUCUAUCUUAAGCAAAGACGGCGUGGAGGCUGUAGACAUGGCUUUCCGUGUCGUGCCCUGCCGCGGCACCGACUUUAAGCAUCUCCAGGAUGGAUGGAUGCGUGGUAUUGCAUCGCGUACCGAUGAAGUUCGAAGAAAACAGGCAGACUUGCUAAGGCAGCAGGCCGCCGAGAGCAAGUCAAUUGCGCUCCCGAAGCCAGUUGAAGAAAACGAGUUCUCGGAUGAAUCUUUUGGACUGGCGAUGAAAGAGUUCAAGAACCUCUUCCAGGGCAAGGGGAAGGCGCCAAAAGGCAGUGUGAUCAUUUUGACCCGAAAUAAGAGCGGGACUUUGGGCGCUCUAUAUCAGCCCAUCGUGCAGAAAGAGGGCAAAGCGAAGAUGGGCAAGUCAAACUGGCUGGGUGAAGUCAAAGAUGGGCGGGUGGGGCGAUUGGUGUGGUUGCUGUACCUUGGCGGCCAGAACGUCAGCUCUGAGGAUGCGAGGAAGAGCAUCGUCGAGGGUUGCAUCAGUAUCGUCGAGCGGCCUGUUGGUACUGUAGAAGGCAUGGUGCAAUAGCAUGGCGACUACGGAGACGGAGAAAAAGUUUUGGUGGCUUGUAUCAUACACUAGUGCCUGUACAAAAGACAGUCCUCGAAGUUUGCUGACUCUGCUCAUACUUCUAUAAUAUCGAUCUAAAUAUCUCCUGCCUUCUGUUCAAGCAUGAGUUCCUUCAGUAUCUUGUAUGUACCAGUAAACCCUAGUAUAACGCCUGUUCGUAUUCCCGCUCGGUUAUGGCCUACAAAGUGUAUUGGUUACGGAGUGACAUGUUACUAUACCUAGUUCGCUCAGGUUGCUGGUAACGAUCGCAGUGCCUUACGACCUACGCAAAAGAGUAGACAAAACAUGGUUGUAGCGAUGUGAAAAUUAGUAGUUAGGGUAGCUAAGGUUCGGUUAUAUAUACUCGAAGCCACUUUCAAUCCUGGAC